Molecule: messenger RNA, 4606 nt
Organism: Megalobrama amblycephala (Wuchang bream)
Lineage: Eukaryota; Metazoa; Chordata; Actinopteri; Cypriniformes; Xenocyprididae
Product: small membrane A-kinase anchor protein
Exons: 2
Coding region: 1899-2168 (89 amino acids)
Molecular function (GO): protein kinase A regulatory subunit binding
Source: RefSeq, a predicted model, not a curated record
CUAACGUGUGAAUUAUACAUGUGAAUAACUUGCUAAGAUGACAGUUAUGUUCUCAAACACUGCCUUUGUGACAUUUAGUUUCCCCCUUUCUCAUUUUUCUUGUGGUAUUUGAAAAAGAGGCAUUUGGAUAAUAUUCACGUAGUAUCUGUCAAUGUAGUGCAGUUUAACUACGUAUGUAAUUCUUAACAGUAACAUGCAUAUUGAAUAAUCACAAUUCAUUUUGUUUGCUUAACACGCUCCCUCAUAGUUGCAGCUUCUUUAGUUGUUUAGAUCCGUGAGUAAGAUACAUGGCGCCAUCUUGUGGAACGACUUGUGUAAAACGCGUCCUGAAUUCUUCACAGUGCGAGUCAUUAGGAAAAUGAUACAUAGAAAGAGAGAUAGUUAAUACGCAAACAUAAUAAACACAAAUAUAAAGAAUUUUUCUACAACUUCUAAUUUAUUUCAGGAAACAUAAACGUGUUGGAUCAUUAAUUAAAAAUUCUGAUGAUCGCUAAGACUGUUGUUCGUGAAAACCCAUUUCCCAUGCAUUACACAGUUUCUCCUUCUCACAUAAUAAAAUAUUUUAAACUCAAAUCAAUAUUUUAUGUCCAUUUAUUUAUUAGGCAAGUAGCCGUAUAAUUAACGGGAUAAUGUGCGGUCAUCCGGUCAUUAUUGCAAAAUAACUCUUUCGCUUGUGCUUGGCGUCUGAUCACCCUGUCUGGAAACAUUUUGCGAUAAUGAGACGAUCGAUGACAGGGCAUUAUCCCUUACGUAAUAUCACUUAAUAUCGCAAUAUAUUUUCGUUUGCGAAAGUAAGAUAAUGACGGAAAUAACUGAAACGGAAGCGCUGAGAAAACUUUAUUGAUUAAGUUCUAAUGGAUUUAUAUAUAUUUAAAAUUUAUAUUAUGCUAUUAUAAUGCAUAACAUAAUAUAAAAUGAUCUAACUUGGAAUGAUUGUUUAUGUAACAACUUUGUUGGACAAAAACUCACAAGCUCACAAUUUACUAGUCUGAUGAAACAUUCACUGAAGGUACUGAAUCAUGUAUGUAUCAUUGUAGACAUAUAUUUAUAUUAUACCAGAUGCGUUUAUCUUCUCAUAUUUCGCUAGUUUCUGGUGGUUCUCGACUACAUUAUACAUCUCUAGGUGGGUCCUCCUAGCAUGAAAAAGUUUGGCAAGCAGUAUUUGUCUAUCUAUAGUAGAGAAAACACUCAUUCCACUAGGUGGCGACAUUGUAUUUAAAAAGACAAUGAGGCGCAACCUGUGUCUGCGUGUUGCGGUAACCUAUUUUUACCCAGUUUACAAACAAAUGUUUAGGCAAGGAUAGCAUGAACUAAAUGUGUACGUGAAACAGAAAGAAUUUCCCUGCUGCAAAUUCUGCAUGUCUGAAUGAACAGGGAGGAAUUCAUUAACAACACGGAUUAAUGCGCUGUCCUGUCACUGGAAUGAAUGUGAAACGUUAUCAUCAUCAUUAUAUGUGGACUCCGGACGCACAUGCUGAAUUCUGACCCGACUUAUCCUACAAGAGCAAGUUCAUCAACAUGCUUUCUCAUUCUCCUGUGGAGUAACCGAGACUGGUGACGAGGAAGGCGCUUCUGCCUGUUAUUAGUGUGGAUUUAUCGCAGUUUUCCUUUUAAAUAACGCAUUUCGAUGUGGAUUAAACGAUUUCUUCGAUUUUUAUAUCCAUAACAUUGACGCUUGCAGCCUGCGGUCCGAAGGGGGCAAGUGUGAGAACGCUAUACAUCAUGGCUGACCAUCUGGAGUGUCUCAACUACACUUUGUACAGAAAUACCUACAUCCUAGCUUCUUACCCAUACAAAACCCUAUAAACUGCCAACCAAGGGAAUAUAACCUCUGUAUCACGCCAUUUUUGCAUCUCUUCCCCUCACUGCUUUCAAAUCAAUGCUACAUUAUUUAUAUCAUGGGAUGCAUGAAAUCCAAGCACCGCGACCCUACUCAGAAUUCCAGCUCAUCGGAGAAAGUGGAUGGCAAGUCAGGAAAGCAAGGAGAUAAAGCUGCUCUAGUUUUCUCAGAGAUCGGCUCCAUGGAGGACUCAGUAGGGGUCAAUCCGGUACUGCUGGACUAUGCCCAGAGACUCUCAGAGGAAAUUGUGGCCCGGGCGGUACAACAAUGGGCAGAGGUGGACAGCCGGUAUAGUGACAUCCCCUACAUUGAAUGUGAUGUGCCAUAAGUUUUUAACUCUGUGUAUUAAGAUUGGAUUGGACUGGCUCACUCUGUAUGUACUGUAAAGGAAAGCUUUCAGAUCGACAAAUGAAGGCCAGUGGAGAAUCAUGUGAUUUUGGGAAGAUGUUCUUUGGCUCUCUGAAAAUCUCUUUAUAGGAUUCACAUGAAAUAUUCAGCCAUUUUUUUGUGUUUUCUUAAGAAAUGGCCAUGGAGCUGUUAUAUUACAAGACAGCAUCUUUUUAUGUCUCUUGUUUACCCUCAAAGCCCAGUUGUUUAAUUGGAGAGUCCCUGAAAUUGUGCAAAGGCCACAGUCAUCCCAACCAUGUUAAUUAUAGACUUCAUCUUUUUGCCUUUAGUAUUUCAUGUUUAUGUGGCUCAGCACAUCAGACAGUACCUCAUUUCUAUUUUCCAUCCAUCCAUCCAUCCAUCCAUCCAUCCAUCGGUGUGGUCACAUUGGCUUUCUGCAAAAUUUUAUAGGGGGAAAAAGGUUCAUUGUCUGUUGCCACUUCAAUCCAAGUCACUUUCAAAUCAAGCAGCUUUCUGUUGGUCAACAUACAUAGUAAAUUUGAGUGAUCAACUUGUACCUGUAGAGAAAUCUACAUGGGGAAAUCUUUCGCCCUCAGGUGAAAUUCUCAAUCACCUAUUUAAAUGACUGGAUUUUUGCCAUGGCUUUCGCUGAACACACAUUUACACAUGUACAGAGCAUCUGCUCAGGGGUCACAGUUUGUCUUUAAGGGGCCAGUGCUGGCUUUUAGGGAUCAAUAAGUGUACGUUACUUCACCGCUAACCUUUUUUUGACAUGACAACUGUCACCUGUAAUUCCUGGUACAAAAUCAACAACUUUGUGGUCACUAUGGCCAGACAUUAUUUAUCAAUGACACAUUCUUAGAUUUAGAGAUGUUUAAAGAUGUUAAUCAAUCUGUAUCCUCAUGAUGAUGGCAUGAGACAAUACAUUCAAGGGGAAGGAUUACAUCCAUCCAUCCAUCCUCCCAAAAUUUGUGUAUCAAGCCAUUAUAUAAUUUUGUUAAUAGAAGUUUUCUUCUGUGCAGAUCAAAUAUGCAAUUCUUAAAGUUUUAAAAAGAAACUGAAAAUUACAUAUUGCUACCAAGACUGCCAAACCCCUUGCUAAGAGAAAGAAAAAAUUCAGACUGGGGACCAAACACGCCAAUGUCCUUAAUGAUCGUUAAUACAAGCACAAUUACUCUUCUGGUAGUGUUUUAACAGCUGCUCACCAAUGCUUUUUAUUGAUGGAUAUAUUGGCACUUCUGAAUCUUGUGCCAUGCUGUCAGGUAGCCAGAAUCCCUUUAAUGAUUUCCAGAUCAAUAGAGUGCAACAGUUGGGUUCUGGAAGUAAAAAUCACAUUAGUUUUCUCCAUAGAGAUCGAUUUUUAAUGAUAAAUGUAUAAAGCUUUUAAAAUCUACCUGAGCUCUGAGGUGGUUAAGUGAUGAUUUAUGCUUCUUCACAAGUCAGUGUGAUUUCAACUACAUUAAAAAAAACCUUAAAUUCAGAGGGAAGGAUCUACUUAAUCAUAAGGUUACCAUGAAAACCUGUUCUGAAGGAACUCACCAGUGACCACCUGAAUCCUGUAAUCAAAUAAAUCUCUCAAAGAACCUAUAUUUUUGUAUAUGUCAGAAUAUGUUGUGAUUAACUUAAAAUUUAAGCUCAUAGUUUUGUACCUUUGACUUGUUUUUCAGAUUGUCAAACACUUUUUUUGCUUCAAAUAAAAGGUUGUUGUUGGAGCUGGCAGUUUGGUUCAUGGCUUUAAACUCUUUACUGAGGAACUUUUUCAAAUCCCUAUGGAGAACAUGAAUGAGAAAAUUACUUCCGGAACCAAGGCCACUGAAGAAGUGGGUAGUCACUGUUAAGAGCAAGGACUGCACUUUGACCAUUUUACUUUUGCAUAGAAAGUCAUAAAUGCAGAGUGAAAUCUUAUGAUAUGAAAGAAGGACUUAAAGUGGUAUAUUUUGUGAGGCCUUUUAGCACAUUACUGAAUGUGCUCAGAGUAGAACUUCAGUAUAUGUCAGUAUCUCAAAGUACAAUCAGUACAAGAUUCACGGUGUUCAUUACUCUCCUUAUCUUCCUUAAUUAUAAUAGGCCAAAUAGAAAAAGGUUACAUUUGGUUUAGGAUGAACUAACAAAAGUGUGCGAUCAUGUAUCACAGAAAAAUAUGCUUCAAAUAAAUGAAUUAAAUAAAUAAAAUACACUGCAGUCAGACUACAUUUGUACCAGCUUGUACUGUCGAGCUGAUUUCUCCUGAGAUCUCCAUCUUAUAAAUGUUUGAUGAGGUGCUGAUGAUUCUAACCAAAAUGGUUGUCUUUCAUAUUUCAGUGUAUAAUUCAGACAGAAUUGUUUUACCUGUAAACUGUGCAAUCUUAGUUCUGUAACCUAAAGAAAAGGGAAAAAACACUGCUACGCCAAUAAAUAAAACCAUGGCCUUCCUUGAUA